UAUUAUUAUUUUUUUUCUUUUAAUUGACUCUAUCCACUCUUUCUUCUUUUUAUUGUUUAUAAAUUCCCAAUUGUCCACAGAUCCGUCUAUAAGAUUCUUUCCAGAAUACCCCCUCCUCAAUCCACCAGGUCUGUCAAAUCCACCAAUUGAAAUAAACUGGAAAAGAAGGGAAACUUUUUAAACUAUAGUUCCACAAUUUGUAAUUUUGAUUUUCCUCACGAUCAAAUUGUACUCCCUUUUUCCCCCCCUUUUCCACAGUGAGUUCAAGUCCAAAUGUUAUUUUGUAUCUUCUCUGUUGAUUACUCCUUCCACUGCUUGUUAUUUUGUUGCCUCCGGUUGAUCAUCUCUAAUUAAGCGCUCUCCUUCCUGAUCGCCGCUCUCUUUGCUCUCUGCGUCUCUCUCACUCCUUUAUAAGUGUUCUCACUUUCUCGAAUCCAAAUCCUUCUCGACCACCAACGCUGAUAACACUCUUUGCUUCCUUCGCUACGCGGCUGCCAUCGCUAUCGAUCUGCCCUGAAGACAGAUUUUUUCCUGCCGGAUUUAAGGGGUCCGGCUUUUAUUCUCCUGGGCACUAGCAUCUCGCCCGGAUCUCAAAGCCUUCCCCUUUAGUUUUCCAAACCUCUGGGUCUGGAAAUGCCCUUAAAGGGCUCCUUUCCAGGAAUUAAUUGGGUUUUCGGGAGCUGUAACUCGCACCCUUACCCACUCCGCUCAGACGUCACCGCCGGAAGUCCUGAUACUAUUUGAUUGUUAUUGGGGUAAUCAGGUGCUAUAUUCACAUUUGGGAAAAGCAAAUUUGCAGAAAAUGUACCUAGCCAGUUUUGGUUUAAAAAUGACAAGCCUUUACACAUGUCAUGUGGAGAUGAACAUACAUCUGUUGUUACAGAAAAUGGUAAGCUGUACAUGUUUGGAAGCAACAACUGGGGACAACUAGGCCUUGGAACAAAGAAUACUGUCAGCAAGCCAACUUGUGUGAAAGUUCUAAAACCUGAAAAAGUGAAACUAGCUGCUUGUGGGAGAAAUCAUACUUUGAUCUAUACAGAAAAAAGGAACCUGUAUGCCACUGGGGGUAACAGUGAAGGACAACUGGGAUUAGGAGGCACAGAAGAAAGAAGUGCAUUUCAUCUAGUUAGUUAUUUUACCAGUCAGCACAAGAUCAAACAGUUAGCAGCUGGAUCCUACACAUCAGCAGCAUUAACUGAGGAUGGACAACUUUUUAUGUGGGGAGACAACUCCGAAGGCCAAAUAGGCUUGGGAAAUGAAGCUAAUGCAUGUGUUCCUCAUCAAGUGGAUGUUGGGAAACCUGUUUUCUGGAUCUCUUGUGGAUAUUAUCAUUCUGCCUUAAUAACAUGUGAUGGAGAACUUUAUACUUUUGGGGAGUCUGACAAUGGGAAACUAGGUUUGUCACUUGAACAACUGAAAAACAAUAGAGUCCCACAGCUUGUUUCUGGAAUUCCAAGUAGAGUUAAUAAGGUUGCCUGCGGAGGAGGACAUACAGUAGCACUGGCAGGGGGAGAGGUCUAUACCUUUGGACUAGGCCAAUAUGGGCAACUUGGACUUGGCACAUUUAUCUUUGAAACUUCUGAACCAAAGAUGGUAGAUCAUCUGGGAAAGCAUAAAAUCUGUCACAUUGCAAGUGGAGAAAACCACACAGCUUUAAUAACAGAGAACGGUCUUAUGUAUACUUUUGGCGAUGGACGGCAUGGCAAAUUAGGACUUGGGAAAGAAAAUUACACUAAUCAGUUUGUACCUACAUUAUGUUCCAAUUUUUUGAGGUUUACUGUCCAUUUGGCUGCUUGUGGUGGCUGUCAUAUGCUGGUUUUUGCCGCCCCAAGGCCUAAAACAUAUGAUAACAUUCACGAGCUAGAAGAAAAUGAGCCCAAUUUAUCUCUUAAAGUCUUUGAAAUGGGAGGAGAUGCAGACACCUUUCAACAAACAUUUUCAGCACGUGUGCGACGGAGAGAGAAGAAGGAAAAAUCACCAGAACAAUGUAGUCGAUUGCUGAGAACGCUUCCCCCAUUGGGGAAAACUUCCCUAAAACUUACAUCAAGUGACAUCAGCAGUACUCUUCCACUUGGCAGAACUGAUAGAAAUAAAGAAUCUGAAUCCAUUGUGGCUCAUGAAACAGGAGAUAAGAAAGAGGAGAACAGUGAUACAGAGGACAACUCAACAGAGAAUGAUUCAGAUGAAAAUGAAGAAAGAACCCUUGGUGAUACUGCAGAUGUCCUAAAUAUGACCCAUGUGAUGAAACUAAAUCCCAAUGACCAAUUGGUAGAAUUAGCACCAGUUCAAAAAAAAAAGUUUCAACAGUCAUAUGAUGAGGAAGAUAGAAGUGAUAGUCAUAAUACCGAAGAACAAGUAGAACAAGAACAAAAAGAGAAACAUCAACAAAAACAAUUUAAUACUGCUCAGGUUCCUAAAGAGGGAAAGAGCAAUAAAUAUUUUGAGAAUGGAGAAAAUAAUCAUAUGGCUGUAGAAACCAUAGAGGAUCAAAAAAUGUCUGCUGAGGAAGCGACUUGUACUAGCAGUGAUGAUGACAAUGAAAAAGUCCAUGAUGAAAACAAAGAUUGUGAAAAAGAAGAGAAAGAACCAGAUACAGCAAAAUAUUAUGAAGAUCAAGCUCUGGAUGAUGAGGAGGAACAAAGCAGUCUAUUAUGUGAAAAUGAAGAAAAGAAUCUUACAAAUACGGAAACAACAGAGAAAGAUAAACCUAUUUCAGAUAAUAGCCCAGUUAAACAAGCAUGUGAGAAGACUGAGAUUCAUACAGAGAAUAAUUCUUCACAAGCAACUACAGACAAUCAAGAUAGAACAUCUGGAAGACUACUAGAUAAGGCAAAAAGGGUAAAAUUUUCUUUUUUUAAAAGAAGGUCUAUGAAGCAGAAAAAUACACAUAGUUGUGAUGAAAGCAAACUGGAAAACCUACCUCAAAGUGAACAGGAUACAGGAAAUCAAGCCAGUAUAUCUGCUGAAACGAGUAAAGAUGAAAACCAGAACCAUACUGGGAAAAAUCAAAGGGGAUCUCCAUCAAUAUAUCAGAACAGAAAGUCCUCUUCUACAUGUAUAAUUCUUUAGUAAUGAAAAUAUAAGGCUUGUAUAUAUGUGAGGUUUUACAAGCAGAUAUUGCAGUUUAUACAUGGAAACAAUAAUGGCAUCUAGGUAAUGAUUACAAUUUUUUUCAUAAAAUUUAGCAUUUUGGGACUGAUCUAGAUUAACUUGAACCAACCUUCCAAUAUUUAUUUGUAUUCAUAAUUUUACUAUUGACACAAAAUGGGAAAUACAGUCUUAUUGAUGUGUUGUGGCCUUAACUUUCAGUGGUUUUAAUAAAAUAUAUUUUUGUACAUCAGAA
Molecule: messenger RNA, 3343 nt
Organism: Pantherophis guttatus
Lineage: Eukaryota; Metazoa; Chordata; Lepidosauria; Squamata; Colubridae
Source: RefSeq, a predicted model, not a curated record